GCUCCGCCCGGUCGCCCGCCAGCCGCUCGGACCGCGCCGCGCCAGCGCCACGUAGCAGUCCCAUGAUGACCGCGCCCACCGUGGUCCGCCUGCUGGGAGCGGCGCUCCUGCUCGUGCUGAGCAGCCACCUUCAGGGAGCCGACGGUCAGGCCGUCUGCUCGUCACUACAGUUCGCCUGCCAGAACAAGCGCUGCAUCCCGCGCUCGUGGGUGUGUGAUGGCGAGGACGACUGCGGAGACAAGUCCGACGAGCAGCCUGACAUCUGCGGCGUGCGCGAGAGCUGCGACGAAACGCAGUUCACCUGCAACAAUGGCCGCUGCAUCAUCUCACGCUGGCAGUGCGAUGGCGACGACGACUGCUCGGACGGCAGCGACGAGGACCCCAAGCUCUGUGCGGACCGCCAGUGUCGGGCGGACGAGUUCCGCUGCGGCAACGACACCGCGGCCCAGUGUGUGCCGGCCGCCUGGCACUGCGACGGCCACCCGGACUGUCCGAACGGCAACGACGAGGAGGACUGCCCCCGCACCUGCCCGGCCGAUCAGUUCACCUGCGCCGACGGCAAGUGCAUCAACAGCCGCUGGGUCUGCGACGGCGACAGCGACUGCGACGACGGCUCCGAUGAGCUCAACUGUCAGCGGCCCACCUGCAGCCCCGACUCGGAGUUCACCUGCGGCAGCGGCGAGUGCAUCAGUCGCAGCCUGCACUGCGACGGCGACCGCGACUGCCGGGACGCCAGCGACGAGCAGAACUGCCAGGUGGAGCCGUCGUCUGCGGCCAGCGUGUGUCCGCCGGGGGAGGAGAUGUGCGCCGACCAGAUGACGUGCAUCCACCGCGGCUGGAUAUGCGACGGCGACCACGACUGUCCGGACAGCUCGGACGAGGACCCCGCCAAGUGCAGCCGACCGCCGUGUCCGGCGGACCAGUUCCAGUGCGGCGGUCUGGGCGAGUGCGUGGCCCGCGCGCUGGUGUGUAACGGCUCGCCGGACUGCCGAGACGCCAGCGACGAGAGCAAGUGCAACGUGACGACGCUGUGCGACCCCGAGCAACACUUCACGUGCGCCAGCGGCCGCUGCGUGGCCAUCGAGCUGGCCUGCAACGGCGCCGACGACUGCGGCGACGGCUCGGACGAGGGCGCGCUCUGUCAGCGUAACGAGUGCGCCCAGGACAACGGCGGCUGCAGCCACGGCUGCCGCAACCAGCCGGUCGGCUUCCGCUGCUUCUGCCCGCGCGGCUUCCGGCUGAUGGAGGACGGCAAGACGUGCGACGAUAUUGACGAGUGCCAGACGCCGGGGUCCUGCAGCCAGACCUGCAUCAACGAGAAAGGCUCGUUCAAGUGCGAGUGCAUCGAGGGCUACAAGCGCGACCCUGCCGACCACACGUUCUGCAAGGCCGUCGAAGUGCACGCGUCGCUCCUCCUGACGCACGGGCGCGACAUCCGGAAGGUGGGCCUGUACCAGCGCGAGAUGACGUCAAUCGUCAACAAGACACGCUCAGCCAGCUCGGUCGACUACGAGUUCCGCACGGGCCUGGUGUACUGGUCGGACUUCAGCGACCAGCGCAUCUACAAGGCGCCGAUCGACGAGGCGACCGAGCGGACGGUGGUGGUGCGGGACGUCAGGGCUGACGGCAUCGCCGUGGACUGGCUGUACCGGCACCUGUACUGGAUCCGCAACCAGCGCGGCGUCGGCAGCACGAUCGACGUGUCCGACCUCGAUGGCGGCGCGCACGCCACGGUGGUGCGCACUGACCUGCUCAAACCGCGCUCCAUCACACUCGAUCCGGUGCAGGGCUGGAUGUACUGGUCGGACUGGGGCGCGCGGCCGCGGAUCGAGCGCGCCGGCAUGGACGGCAGCCAGCGGCAGACCAUCGUCGACACGCGCAUCGAGUGGCCCAACGGCGUGACGCUGGACUUCGUCAAGCAGCGCGUCUUCUGGGUGGACGCCAAGCUGAAGCUGAUCGAGAGCGCCGACUUCGACGGCGCUAACCGGCGCAUCGUGCUGAGCAGUCCGCUGGCGCUGCACCAUCCGUUCAGCAUCACCACCUUCGAGGACUGGAUCUACUGGACCGACUGGGACAAGAUGAGCGUGUUCAAAGCCAACAAGUUCACUGGCGCCGGUGUCACGAGCGUCGCGCCCAUGGGGAAUCUUCAGUUCCCGGUGGACGUGCUGGUGUACCACCCGUACAGGCAGCCGAACGCCACCAACCACUGUCUGCCGAUCAACGGCCAGUGCUCGCACCUGUGCCUGCCGGCGCCGCGGACGGCCGGCAGCCGGCGGCGCACGGGCUGCGCGUGCCCCGACGGCCUGGCGCUCGGGCCCGACCAGCUCAGCUGUGUCGAAAGUGUGACGGCCGCCACGUCGCCGGAGUCGGGGUCGGUGGAGCGCCACGCACCGGUCGCCGCCGACGACGGCACCAUCGCCGGCGUCGUCAUCGGCUCCAUCGUCUUCGUCCUCGUGCUGGCCGCGAUUGGGUACAUCAUCUAUCGCCAAUGCCCGACCAAAGGCUUCCGCAACUUCGAUAACCCCAUUUACAAGAAGACCACUGUCGAUUCCAUCAAGCUGGAGAAGUCCAGGAGUCCUGGCCACCCUGGCAGAGGAAAUGAAGAGCCGCCGCUCACAGCCGAGCCGAUGCUGGUCAGUCACGUGUGCUGAGCCGCUGUCAGGCCCGAGUCUACAGCCGCUGAACCGGUCGCAGCACGUGGUCUGAGCGCCGGCCGGCGUCCGUCUGUGAUAGGGGGGCAGGCCUGCGUCAUCGCCCCCGGAGCCCGUCGCGUCGCACCGCCCCGCCAUGACAGCGAUGUCUAGUCCACGCACGCGCCGUCUGUCGCCGUUCCAAUUGUUGUCAGCGCGGGGCGUCAGUGGCCCGAGCGCGACCGGACAGAGACGGUCUGCGCCGACUCUGGGGCGCGUCCGCGUCCUCGCGUGCUCAUGUGUUCAGGUCCGACCAGGAUGUAUUGCGUGACUCCUGCGAGCCAGGUGCUUGUGGGCUCGGUGCUCGGCUGCCCAGCAGGCCGUCAGCCGCUGCGCAGCCCACGGUGAUCGAAACUAGGCGCGCUGUGUAACGCGGCGCCGGCAAACGGCAGGCUCGCGGUCAGGGGAAAAUCUCGCGUUCUGUAUCUCUGGGUCUCAAACGCAUGUGCGUGGCGCGGUCUGAACCGGGACGCCUGUCGACGGCUGGGCAUGAUCAGGAGGAAGGCCGGACUCUCCGUCGCACGUCGCUGGUCCCUGAGCCGGGUUGUCUUCACUCUACCGACCGCCGUGCGACCCGGGGUUGAGGGAGGCAGCGAUGCCAGUCGCGGAAGUCAUGAGGCUGACCGGCUGAUGCAGUACUGCUGCGCGCGUCGCCACCAGUUGUCCGCGGCUGGUAGUAUCUCGUAAUUGAUGUCUUCCCUGGCUCAAGGGGAACGGAAGACGACGGCCAAUAUCGCCCGCAUACCUACUGAUAUACCACUUUUGCUUGCUGCCUGCAAGUUUCCUACAUCGCAUGCGGAGGCUAGUUGUGGUCGCCACCAUGCGGACGGCAGCAGUGAAGGCUCGACGAUAGGCAUGUAUUUGCUAGAAACCAGGUGUUUGUGAUAACUGCAAAAUCUUCGUCGUCGCGUUUUUUCGGCGACCGACCUCGUAGCCCUUGUUUGUGGUCCGAGUCCAUUUGCCGGAUGCGCUAGCGGAUACGGCAUCCGUGGGAGUCUGCCUCAAGACUCAAGUGUCGCCAUCCGACUCGCGUUGCCGAUGGACGCUUAGGAAAUGUAGGUCUGGUAGACGGUGGCAAGAGCUUUCGAUGUGUUAGUGUCUGAAUGUUGUCGCCAGAUGUUCGCUGCGUGUGUUGAAUCCCAUAUUUAUUUUGUACAUAUCGAUUAAUAUGGGCGCGACCCCAUGCCAUCACCGCAAACUUGUAAGGGGCUUGGUGCCGCGUAUGUCGUACAAUAGGGACAAAGUCCCAUCAUCCAUGUCCAGCAUGAUUCGUUAAUACACGAUUUCCAACGA
This is a messenger RNA of Pollicipes pollicipes, 3983 nucleotides long. Its product is annotated as very low-density lipoprotein receptor. The record is from RefSeq and is a predicted model, not a curated record. The transcript is spliced from 18 exons. Gene Ontology annotation, molecular function: hormone binding; calcium ion binding; protein binding. Bases 63 to 2651 code for a protein of 862 amino acids. Gene Ontology annotation, biological process: receptor-mediated endocytosis. NCBI's taxonomy places the organism in Eukaryota, Metazoa, Arthropoda, Thecostraca, Pollicipedomorpha, Pollicipedidae. Gene Ontology annotation, cellular component: signaling receptor complex; apical plasma membrane; plasma membrane.